AUGGAUCCCUUGUACGAACUCCUCUCCCCCUACUUCGAUAGACCAGCAGCACGCCCUCCUCCAAACGACCCCCAAACGGCAAACUACCUCACCCGCCUCAGCACACUCUCCCUCUCCGAGCUCACAUCCACCGAGCCGGCUUCGCUCCAGCAUUCCGCCCAAUCUCAUCUUCGAAACCUCCAAGCCCUCUCCAAACGCUCUCACCAAGCCGUCAUCGCCUCCACCUCGAAUCUCGAGGAUCUCACAUCAAUCUUGCCGUCCGUCCAAUCGCUCUCAAAAGACGUACACAAUGGCCUUGCACCCCUCGAGAAUGCAGCAACCGCCUUUGCGAGCAAAUACGACCGAAGUAGCGAGAACGCGGUAUUGGAUCGACGGAAGAGGAAGCUGCUGCUCUCGAGGAACGUGGACCGUGUGACGGACAUGUUGGAUCUGCCUGUCCUACUAUCUUCCACCGUCACAUCGGCACAAUCCGCCUCGACAGCCUCCACUUCGACAUCCUACGCCACGGCAUUGGACCUCCAUGCACAUAUCCGACGCUUAAAUGCGCUAUAUCCCCACUCGGAGCUGGUGGGCGGCAUUUCCAAGCAGGCAGACGCCGAGAUACAAAAUCUCGUCUCCAUUCUCAUUACCUCCCUGCAGAGUCCAUCGCUGAAGCUCGCAGGCGCCAUGCGAGCCAUUGGCUGGCUGAGAAGAAUUGCACCCGACCUCGCAGAGGAUGGGUAUAUCCUCAAUCGACCUCAGCCAACAUCCGCAAAAGCAUUGAGUGUAUCCACCAACCCAAACAGCACCGAUGGCGCCCUAGGCUCUCUCUUCCUCGUCUGCCGCCUCCGCACGUUGCACACCACACUUGCCGCCCUCGACCCUCUUCGAGAGCUAGCACAGCAAGAAACGACACAUCGGAAGCAGGGCACUAACGGCAAACUCUCUAAGCAACAAGUCUCCGCCAGCGCGCUCGGCAGUCAAAGCGAGCGCUACCUCAAACGCUACAUUGAGAUCUUCCGCGAGCAGAGCUUCAGCGUGAUCGGGAUGUACAAGAGCAUCUUUCCCUCCGGCUUACCGACGCCUGAGAAGGGCGCAGAUACUGCCAGAGCAGGGCGAGACGCGGCAGCGAGAGGGAGAGAUACGAAGCUAUCAUCACCGCUGUCCUCCUUCGCAUUGCAUCUCGUCAGCACGCUCACGUCCACCCUUCGCGAAUAUCUCCCCAAUGUGACGGACACGCACGCGCGGGAGUCGUUGCUGACGCAGGUUCUCUACUGCGCGGGGAGUCUGGGAAGGCUUGGGGCGGAUUUCGGCAUGAUGAUUGCACUACUGGAGGAGGAGAUGGGCGAUGACGCGGACGAAAAGGAUGACAGCAAUGGCGGCGAAGACACGGAGGAACAUGAGCCCGAAUGGGCGCAGGUGAUGAAGAAGCACCGCAUCCAAGCCGGUAGGCUGGAAGUGCUCGCUCGCGGGGUGGGAAGCGGUGGGCGCAAGGCCAGUUCGGGCAGCGAGAUGAAUGCCCUGCUGUCACCGGGAUAG
This is a messenger RNA of Neohortaea acidophila, 1518 nucleotides long. RefSeq names its product Dor1-like family-domain-containing protein. The transcript has a single exon. Gene Ontology annotation, cellular component: COG complex. Gene Ontology annotation, biological process: cytoplasm to vacuole targeting by the Cvt pathway; intra-Golgi vesicle-mediated transport. NCBI's taxonomy places the organism in Eukaryota, Fungi, Ascomycota, Dothideomycetes, Mycosphaerellales, Teratosphaeriaceae. The record is from RefSeq and is a predicted model, not a curated record. The coding region runs from base 1 to 1518 and encodes 505 amino acids.